Messenger RNA from Choloepus didactylus (southern two-toed sloth), 1088 nucleotides. RefSeq names its product oligosaccharyltransferase complex non-catalytic subunit (gene OSTC). The record is from RefSeq and is a predicted model, not a curated record. Gene Ontology annotation, cellular component: oligosaccharyltransferase complex. NCBI's taxonomy places the organism in Eukaryota, Metazoa, Chordata, Mammalia, Pilosa, Megalonychidae. The transcript is spliced from 4 exons. Bases 69 to 518 code for a protein of 149 amino acids.
GGAGUGAGGCUCUGUUUCCGGGUGGCGCGUGGGGCUGGAAAUAGAGACGUGCCUGUGCCGCCACCAACAUGGAGACCUUGUACCGAGUACCGUUUUUAGUGCUCGAAUGUCCCAACCUAAAGCUGAAGAAGCCCCCCUGGGUUCACAUGCCGUCGGCUAUGACAGUGUACGCUCUGGUGGUAGUGUCUUACUUCCUCAUCACCGGAGGAAUAAUUUAUGAUGUUAUUGUUGAACCUCCAAGUGUUGGCUCGAUGACUGAUGAACAUGGGCACCAGAGGCCAGUAGCUUUCCUGGCCUACAGAGUAAAUGGACAAUAUAUUAUGGAAGGACUUGCAUCCAGUUUCCUGUUUACAAUGGGAGGUUUAGGAUUCAUAAUCCUGGACCGAUCCAAUGCACCAAACAUUCCAAAACUCAAUAGAUUUCUUCUGCUGUUCAUUGGAUUCGUCUGUGUCCUAUUGAGUUUUUUCAUGGCUAGAGUAUUCAUGAGAAUGAAACUGCCAGGCUAUCUGAUGGGUUAGAGUGCCUUUUGAGACGAAAUCAAUGGAUACUGGAUUUGCUCCUGUUGAUGAAGUUUUAAAGGCUAUACCAAUCCUCAAUAUGAAAUGUGGAAAAGCAGCAGAGGAAGAAGCAUCUAGUGAAAACAGGAAGCUUAUUAAAGCUUGGACUAGAAUUUCUUCUUGGUAAUAUCAGAGAGACAAUCAUAUCACAGUAUUUUUUCCUGCUGACCUAUGGUAGCAUACCAUCAAUGUGAAGUGGCAUUUUCUUUUUAGAUUUUUAUUUCUGGAAGGAAAUAUACUCCAUUUCUACAACUAUAAUAUUGAAUAAAGUGAUUUUUUUUUUUUUUAACAACCCCCUUAACAGUUUUUGGAGAUGGCAUUUCUGAUUUUCAGAAAUUAAUGUAAAAUCAAGAAGCAAGAUCCUAUAACCUGAGAACUGUGGACAAUUCAUCAGCUUUACCUAUGGUGCUUUGCCUUUAAACAGAGUGUGCGAUAGUUCAUUAUUUCAGAUGUGUAUGUAAGAUUGUUUCCUGAACAAUAAGAUGUAUGAAAGGAGCAGAAAUAAAUAAUUUUUCUAAUUAGCACCUUUUA